Messenger RNA from Aspergillus welwitschiae, 355 nucleotides. RefSeq lists its product as uncharacterized. The transcript has 2 exons. The record is from RefSeq and is a predicted model, not a curated record. Lineage: Eukaryota; Fungi; Ascomycota; Eurotiomycetes; Eurotiales; Aspergillaceae. The coding region runs from base 132 to 305 and encodes 57 amino acids.
AGCGUUGGAUGUUACAGAUACCGCUUGCUUAUAACAGAUAAACUCAUGAAUCCUUCGGUGAUGCUUCCGCCGACCAUACUAUUGGAAUAGUGACAACCAUACCCACAAUACAAUGCUGACCUCCCCAUUGGAUGCAUUUCCAUUUAGAAUCAUGGAGAGCUCUCCACUUGACUCUGAUCUUCUACCGUUCGAUAUCAACAUGUCUUCCGGAAUUCCAUUAUCUACUGGUGCAGUGGAAACGGAGGAAGAAACCGAUCCCAGUACAGCUACGCGCUUGUGAGACGUGUAGCCAACGCGACAGCUAACAUGACCUCGUCCAGCAGGCGAGAUCAGUCAUAUCUACCCCGGAGCAGAC